Messenger RNA from Cheilinus undulatus (humphead wrasse), 5746 nucleotides. Its product is annotated as cystine/glutamate transporter. The coding region runs from base 160 to 1611 and encodes 483 amino acids. Gene Ontology annotation, biological process: amino acid transmembrane transport. The record is from RefSeq and is a predicted model, not a curated record. Gene Ontology annotation, molecular function: L-amino acid transmembrane transporter activity. Lineage: Eukaryota; Metazoa; Chordata; Actinopteri; Labriformes; Labridae. Gene Ontology annotation, cellular component: membrane. The transcript has 13 exons.
UGCUGCUAAUGUGCAUCCAGAAGGGUUAACAGGAAGCAAAAAGAGGACUGUUGUUUGCCAUUCGGGGGAAAAUCAACAGCUGACGUCUCACUGGAUUGGCUUCUGUUUGCAGUUGAGCAACAAUCAAAGCAGAGUUUGUGGUUUUCAAGUGAGAGAGGAAUGGAGGUGAAGAAAGAUGAAGAUGGCAAGAAGGAGAAGAAGGAAGAGGAGGUGGUACACCUCAGGAGGGAGAUCACCCUGCUGCCUGCCGUGUCCUUCAUCAUCGGUACAGUGGUGGGCAGUGGGAUCUUCAUCGCACCCAAAGGAGUUCUGAUGAACAGUGGCAGUGUGGGGCUGUCCCUGCUGGUGUGGGCACUCUGUGGGGUUCUCUCCAUGUUUGGGGCCUUGUGCUAUGCUGAACUGGGAACCAGUUUUACAAAGUCUGGGGGUCACUACACUUAUCUACUGGAAACACUGGGGCCACUGCCUGCCUUUUUAAGACUCUGGGUUGAGUUCUUAUUUAUCAGACCUUCCGUGUCCUCCUAUGUGUCCCUGGCUUUUGGCCGCUAUGUGGUGGAACCAUUCUUUGAACCUUGUGCUGCUCCGAUAGCACUUGUCAAGCUUGUUAGCAUCCUUGGAGUGACGUUUGUUGUGGCUGUCAACUGCUGGAGUGUGACCAUGGCCUCUCGGACUCAAGUCACGUUGACGUUCAUUAAGAUGUUUGCUCUGGUCCUUAUCAUCAUCCCCGGUGUGAUCGCACUAGCUAAAGGAAAAACAGAAAACUUCCAGAAUGGCUUUGAGAUUGAGUCUAUAACACUGGAUCGUCUGCCUCUGGCCUUCUAUAAUGGCCUAUACGCCUACGGUGGAUGGUUUUAUCUGAAUUUUGUCGUAGAGGAGGUCGUCAACCCUAACAGAAACAUCCCACUGGCUAUAAUCUGCUCCAUGGUGACAGUGACAGUCUUUUAUGUGCUUGUUAAUGUGGCCUACUACACCAUGAUGACCCCCGCUGAGCUGCUCAUAUCUGAUGCCGUAGCUGUGACGUUUGCAAACCGUGCUCUCCAAGGAUUGUCCUCUCUGAUUCCCAUUCUCGUGGCAUUGUCCUGCCUUGGAGCUCUUAAUGGCGGCUUCUUUGCUGUUCCCAGGAUGCUGUUUGUGGGUGCCAGAGAGGGGCACUGGCCUCCAAUUUUCUCCAUGAUACACGUCCACAGACAUACACCACUGCCUGCUGUUCUGUUUCUGUACCCCCUGGUGGUGUUCAUGAUAAUUACAGGAGAGAUCUACCAGCUCAUCAACUUCGCCUCCUUUUCCCGCUGGUUCUUCAUCGCUCUCGCAACCUUAGGGAUGCUCAUCCACAGGUAUCGCUUCCCCCUCCACCCAAGACCUUUCAAAGUGCCACUGGCCAUUGCUGUGACCUUCACAGUGGUUUGCUUCUUCAUUGUGGGUCUGUCUCUGUACUCGGACCCCUGGAACACGGGGCGAAGCUGCAUUCUGACGCUGACCGGAGUCCCGGUUUAUUAUGUGACCGUGCAUCGAUAUCGCAUACCACAAAGAUGGAGACGCGUCUUUGAUUACUGCAGCAAACAGCUACAGAUCCUUCUAGAAGUGGCUCAACAGGAAGUCAAGACAUACUGAAGAACCCAGAGACUGCUUCAUACUGAUGAACUUUACCACAGACAUGUUUUAAGUGUCUAUUUGAUACUAAAAUAAUUCCAAGAUGUGAAAACCCUCAAUGAGAAAAGGCAGCAGAGUUGACAUUCUCGUAGAAUUUACUUGAAUUAUAGUAUUUUUGCAAUGAGGCAUUAAAGUAAUUUCUGAAUCAGAAGAAAUCAAUGAAAGUUUCUAUUUUUUUAUUUGAAUAUAAAUACAAAUUGCUGACCUUAGUUUUUCAGAUAGAAUACAGAGUAUCGACAAUGCUGUAGAAAUUGCACCUUGUCUAAUAUCAUUGAUUAAAUGUGAGCUAGUCAGAAAGAAUUAAAGCAUGCUUUCAGUCAAAACAUGACUUUAAUGAAAACUCUUUGUGCUGCAUUAGGCACCGACACCUUUUGAUUUAUUGUAGAAGGAGAGACACCAACUUUAGAAAACAGAACAAGGCACAUGCUUGGAAACACUUUACACUUACAGUGCUCUUUAAUGAGUGGUACCAGCUCUACUCUUUGGUACCAGGCCCGUCAUUGUGAGGCUAUGUGAACCUGCUGUGAUGCCCAAUGCAACAACAAUGGAGGACACUGUGGCGAUAGUGUUCUUGGUUCUCAGUUUUGCUGCUUUUUGGCACAGCAAGGAGACAAAUGUUGAUGCAAAGACAGCGACAAGCAAAGAGACAAAAUACUAAAGAUAAGUACAGGGAAGUUUUGUAGCAGUGCAAACCCAACGAAGACACGCAUUUGAUUCCUGUGUCAGAAAUCCAACUCAGACCAUUCUUAUUGAUGAUACGCUCUGGCUUGACGUCACAUCUUAUCAUCGGCACAGCUCGCCAGAAAUGAUACCAAGAAAGUUUCAGGGUAUUAGGUAUGGUCUCUCUCACCUAGUCCACUCCAAAAACAGAGUAGAGUCUUGACAAGUCAAGAUGGUACCACAAAAUGGAAAAGCACUAUUACAAACAAACAUGCUAAAACCCUUUAACAUACAUUAUUUUGUGGCAUUUCAACUCUUUCAUCUCCCAUGCUGCCCUCUAAAAUGUUGCAGCAUCAACUGUUCUGCUUGAACCCUUAUGUCUGAUUUUUGCUUACAGACAAAUUCAACCUGCUCUACAAAAAUACAAAGAACUCAGUUCUUAAAGUCUAUCAUAAACAAUGAUGUUGACAUGAGGAGUAACUGCAUGCAAAGCGUUCCUCUGUGCAGGUACAAAGUGCCUUUACCUGCUCUUGAUGAACAUAAACUCUGAGUCAGAUGGAACAGACGGUUCUACAAUAAAUGUACAGACACAAUCCUACUACUGUUAGUGCUACUUGUAUUACUUUGCUUAUUGCUAAUAAUCUUGCAUUACAAUCUAAAGUCUAAAGGUAGAUCCUUGGAAGCCUAGGAGCCUCUUGCUGGCUUAUCAGGCAAUAUAUCGUCUUUGAAUUUACAUAUGUAUGAGCUAAAUUAUAUAUUAAAAUGUGCAAAUCAACAAACAAAUACAUGUAAGAAAUAUUUCUGUGAAAUCCUUCAAGAGCACAGGUUUAGUGAGAGGAAGGAAAGUGAUGAGAGAUAGCAGAACGUGUAAAGUUUUUGGAAGUGAAGGUGACAAAGAGGCAGUGAUGGGAAAACAAAAAGUCACCAUGAAGUGAAGAUAUGAAGAAUGACAUGUAGAUUAAUUCAGGGUUGUCACAAUACUAGAAUUUGAAGCUUUGAUAUACUAUUAAAGAUCCAACAAUGCUGAUACUUUGACACCACUGCAACUAAAUUAAAAGCCCUUGGGACCUAUCUUCAAUUUAUUUACCUAAAAUUGCUGGUAAACUCAUGUUGAAUACUGUCGACACUAAAAACAAUGGUAACACUAAAGAACUGAAAUGUUACCAAUGUUUUUGCCUGUUGUUUUUGAUUGGUUAUUUCUCUCCUACUCACUUGAGGAAAUGAGUAUGAAAUAAAGCUUUUUAAAACACUUGGUGAUGCCAUCUAAGCAUGUGCUCAAUUAGCUGUCUAGACAAUUGAAGUAGCACCAGCAUUACAAGUCACUUCAGCUACGUAUUAGUUCUGUUGGAAUCUAUUCAGUCCCUGCAAACCUGGACGAAUGCACUGUAAUGCAACCAAAAGCCACUGGUAGCCACUGUAGGUCUGGUUAAUGGCUGCUGCCAUGCUCCUUUACCCAGAUGUAAACAAGUUUAUGGAUAGCAUUGAUAGCAUCUCAUAAGAGCAGCAUUUUUUUGGCAGUAUUUCGAUCUAGAAAAUGGAGAUAUAGUGUAAGUGGGUCAUGGCAGCUUAAAUUCACAUAUAACCACUUGACUGAAGCAAAAAAUAGCUAUAUUAAGCUCAAACAUGGGGAAGAUAGCAUACAAGGAGGUUUGCUCACGCUGUGAUUUGGUGUUGGAUAAAAAGUACAGUUUCUGUGUUUUGUAUCUUUUGACUAGUUGGCUACACUUCUGUAAAAUUUGUGUUCAAUCAAGGCUGUAAUUAGUUGUUAGCUUAACACAGAUCAUGCAUCAAUGCAUUUGGUCAGCUAACCUGUUGUUAAGAAGACUUUGUAAACAAAAUAUAGCAGUUUAUUUAAGAUGCAAUCACAGUGGGAGCUGGUAUAUGGUGAAACUAAAUUUAGCUAACGCUAGCAGGCUAGCAACACUGAUCUUCAACAGGGAUGAGUAUAAUCCAGCACCAUUAUUGUUCCGCUACCAACACAUCCGAUACCUAGUGUACCGAAACACAAGACAGAUUUUGGUGCUUCAUUACGAUACAUGACCACCAGACCUGUUACAUGAAGAAGUUACACCUGUUUCCUUUACUGAAAUGUUCCACUGAUAUCUUAUUUCAGAAUCAUUAAUGAUAUCAAGACAGCUUUGAUUCAGCCACCGACUGUUCUAAAAAACAUUUUUGUCUUAAAAGUAUUGAUUCAGGCACUGCUUAAACAUCACCACCAUUUAAAAAAAAAUAGUGAUUUAGCACCGGCAUUAGAAAAAACAAGAGUAUAACCUGACAAAGUCUAUGUACAACUCUAUGUCAAAAUAGUGAUAAUCCAUGAUGUUCCUAUGAGAUGCUAUCAAUGCUAUCAGUUCACUGUUGUUUACAUCCGUUUAAAGAGCAUUCUGGCAGCGUGUCAGUGGCCAUUAACUUAAGCAUACGUGGCUACGUUACUAUUUAUAUGGCACAUCUGACCAUAAUCACGUCUGAACUUUUGAAUUAUCAGUAAUUGCUUUCACCAACAAGUGAUCCUGCUGCUGACCUUAAGAGGGUUUUAAGCCAUUUAGCUGGCCAAUCGUGAACAUCCCUAAUAAUUUAGCUGACGGGCUGUGUAUUUUUUUUAAAAACACGUGGUAUCAAAAAGUAUCAGGGUAUUGAAAAUGCUUACAACCUGUACAACUGUUUUGCUUGAAGUAAGUAAUUUCACUUAAUUCCUGGCAGAGGUUUGAAAUGUUUAGAAGAAAGCAAAGCAGAUGCAAACAAACUAAACCAGUCUUUAAAUAACAGAGGCAAAAGAUUUAUGGUGCUUAUUUAGAUAAAAGAGCUUAAAAAUGAUUUAGUUGAGCAACAAAAGCAGCCAAAUUAAAGAUUUUGUGUUAUACUAAAUCUGAAAAUUGUCGAAAUCUAAACUAAAAGGACAAAAGUUAAAAUCCCUUUAGUUACAUUUGCUUUGUAAGGAUGUCAGUCUAGGAGUUGGUCUGCUCUCAUUUGUUUCUUACUUGUCUUUAGCUGAGUGUUUUCAGUCCAACAAGCACGCUACAACAUUCAUUUAUUUAAUAAAAAUUCUCCCACUUAAUUUAAAUGCAGGAUUAUAACCUGACAAGGGAGAAAAGCGGUUAAAAAGUGGUGCCAACCCCCACCAGUCUGGUCUGGUAAUUAUUUAUUCCAGCAAAACUGAGUUAGGUCUCAUGCCGUAUAUUUGCAUUGGUAUGUAGGACCGCUAAAUAUCUAGAUGGAAAAAUAGGUAUUAAAAUUUUCUCUUGUCCACCAGAUUUUACAGUAAAUCACUUUCACUAUCAUAACGAAUAGUAACAAUGUCAUAAUUUGGUUGCUUUGCCUUCAUCAACCUUCUUUACUCAUUGAGAUUUCUUAAAAUUUUGGACUGCGUUUUAUACAUCUUUUCUCACAUUUGCAUUUGCUUUACCUUCUUCUAAGCAUCCCAGUUUCCCACCAAUAG